Messenger RNA from Megalobrama amblycephala (Wuchang bream), 2594 nucleotides. It is a transcript of the gene ankrd34c, whose product is annotated as ankyrin repeat domain 34C. The record is from RefSeq and is a predicted model, not a curated record. Lineage: Eukaryota; Metazoa; Chordata; Actinopteri; Cypriniformes; Xenocyprididae. The transcript has 2 exons. Gene Ontology annotation, molecular function: protein binding. The coding region runs from base 1002 to 2585 and encodes 527 amino acids.
UACUACUUGCAUAAGAAUGGGCAUUUGAACAGGUGCACUAUUAUCAGCCUAAUCAGUGCUAUAUGCAGCUAUUGAAAUACUGAAUAUAUUACAUCAAAGAAUUAUUUUCUCUUGUUCAUGACACAAGGCAAUCUAUGUAGUGAACAAGACUGUGGUAUGCUUAAUUUCAAUUUGUGCUGUGACAAAGUUAUUUAAAUGUUGAAGUUAGUAAGGGCUACAUUUUUUGCUAUAAUUAUUAUAUCAUCAUUUGUGCAGUAUUAUUAUAAUAUGCCAAAACAUCAAAUCCAGUAAUCAGGUGCAAUUUAUGUGCAAUUUACUAAGUUUGACACAGUCUAACUGGGUGGAAACGUUAUGCCAUAGUCAGUAUGGUUUGAUGGUGAUAUUUAAACCAAACCGCUUAUCUGUAUUAUUCUUUGAAUGCUGUAUAUAUAAAAAUAUUUACAUUUCAAAUUUAACCAUCAUCCUCUAACUAUGCACCAUUACCGAUUAGUACUGUAUUACAUACUGAUUAGACUCCUAAUCUCGGCGUACAAAAACCGAAGAUCUUAUUUUUAUUUAUUUUUUUUGAAAAUGUUUUUGUUUGUUUGUGCUCAUCAUUCAUGACAACACAGUUUCACACCAGAACCGACUUAUUUUUGUAUAUUCUGACGUCAAACAGAUUCACGUUUAAUUCACGAAGUGAAAAGGGGGGAAGUUAUUUAUAACCUCAACGUCUUAGUGUGAUCCUUGGGUGCGCAAAUAGGAAUGUAGCGAUUGGACUGGUCUCUUGCGUUUCAGUAACAAAAGCGGUGGGGCUGGAGCGUCGUUGUGCCUCUGCACGGACUGAACCUAAAAUAGGACAGUUCUGUUGGGUCUGAACUAAAUAACUACACGAGCUGUGCUGAGAAACUAUGCCUCUCUAUAGCUUCUAGAAUAUUGGAGACCAUUACCGUGGACUUAUUCUACAAUGGUAAACCUGUGCGUCAACCAGGACUGAGGCUGAUUUGGGUCCAGUCUGGGUGAUGGCUGACGUGCUGGAGCUCAGGACGGAUGGGAACUCUCUGUUGAAAGCAGUAUGGCUUCGCCGUUUGCGCCUUACAAGGCUUCUCCUGGAAGGUGGAGCCUACAUCAAUGAAAGCAAUGAUCGUGGAGAGACGCCGCUCAUGGUUGCCUGCAUGUCCAAACACUCUGACCAGCAGAGUGUCAGCAAGGCUAAGCUUGUCAAGUACCUUCUGGACAACAAAGCUGACCCUAAUAUCCAAGACAAAGCUGGAAGGACAGCCCUCAUGCAUGCAUGCAGCCACAGGGCGGGACAUGAGGUGGUCUCACUUCUACUGACAAACGGGGCUGAUCCAAGUCUGGAGGACCGUCAUGGAUCUUCUGCUUUAGUCUAUGCCGUCAACGCAGAUGAUAAAGAAACCUUAAAAGUUCUCCUUGAUGCCUGCAAAGCCAAAGGCAAGGAGGUCAUCAUCAUUACCACCGAUAAAUCGCCGUCUGGAACCAAAACUACCAAGCAGUACCUGAAUGUUCCUCCGUCUCCUGAGUUGGAUGAGAGGACAUCUCCUGCACCAUGUGCCUCACCGUCUGAGAUAGAUCUUCAUGCGUUGCCAUCUCCCAGCAAAGAGGAGGAGAAGGACACCGUAUUCAAUUUUCAAACAAAGUUUAAGUCAACCUCAAACACAGCAGCCAAACUUCCCAAUGGACUUACUUCCCCCAGUAAGAAGCCAGUGAACCCCAAGCGGGCUCGUCUACCCCAGCUGAAGCGACUACAGUCAGAGCCUUGGGGUCUGAUUGCCCCAUCUGUGUUGGCAGCAGCAAAUGAAGAGAGCAAGAGAGCCAACUCAGAUGAAGAUGUUGUUGCAGGUGUCAACGGUCUGAGCCUGUCUAGAAGAGGCACUCUGUCCCGACAUAACAGCGUGGAUGGAAAGGACAUCUUGUUUCCAAUGGUGGGUGAUCAGACCGCAAAAAUCUCCCAAACAUCAUCUUCCAAGGCCUCCUACGAGAGAUCGCUAGCACAGCACCAACCCCUGGCACGGCGUAGCACUGUCCCCACAGAGCAGGAUGGCUCUGGAGGAAACUUGGGGCCAGCUAGCCUUAGAGACACACUGCACCGGAGGCGAUUGGGGAAUGAACACUACGACUCAGACUCCCAGCUGUACUCAGAUUCCAGCAUGCUAGACUCUCCUAAGGCACCCCUGGAGAGAAGGAAGCUCAAUACAUCCCCUCUUGCUAUGCUUACAGGCUCGCGAGAGUCCUUGGACAGCAAUCCCAGUACCUCCUCCCCUAGCACAGCCAGAUGCAGAGCACCUGGCCUACUGGAGCGGCGCGGCUCUGGAACGCUAUUGCUGGACUAUAUAUCCCACACCCGCCCAGGUCACCUGCCCCCACUAAACGUCAACCCCAACCCUCCGAUUCCAGAUAUAGGGGCAAGCAGCAAGCCCUCAUCCCCACUUGCAGCAGGUAUCAGACCAAUAGCUCCCGUAGCACCCAACUCACCAAAGAGAGGCAACCUCAGGACGAAAAAGAAGCUUGUGAGAAGGCACUCUAUGCAAGUGGAACAGAUGAAGCAGCUUUCAAACUUCGAAGAGCCCAACCAUCAAUCUUAAAACUCAGUC